CAUCCAUCGACGAGACGAGUGCCGCCGCUGCCGCCGCCGCUGUUGCUGCUGUUGCUGCAAUCCGAGCGAGAGAAGCGCGCAAGCGUGACAGCGAGCGCUGGGCCAACCUUUGUGAUUUCACCCCGCCAGAAUCGGCAAGCGCGAGCGCACUGACGCACCGCCAUUCUCGCACAAGCACAAGAAGACCAGAAUCGUCCGCUCUGAGCUCCUCCCACACAACGUCCACAUCCACUCCCAUCUCGCCUGCCACUCCUCAUCUACUGCUCAUCCCUCCUCUCGAACCACCCACCCUCUACGCUUGUGCGUGCUGAGCCGUGUCUCGCUUUCAGCUCUCGCCUCCUCUGUUUUCCCCCCUCAGCCGGUCCUCUGCUUUUUCUCUUCUUUUCGUUAGCCCCGUUUCUUCAACCUCCAACACUCCACCACCAUGGAAGAGGAAGUCGCAGCUCUCGUUAUCGACAAUGGCUCCGGCAUGUGCAAGGCCGGUUUCGCCGGUGAUGAUGCUCCUCGCGCAGUCUUCCCAUCUAUCGUCGGCCGGCCACGCCACCAUGGCAUCAUGAUUGGUAUGGGCCAGAAGGAUUCAUACGUCGGCGACGAGGCGCAGUCGAAGCGUGGUAUCCUCACCUUGCGAUACCCCAUCGAGCACGGUGUUGUCACCAACUGGGACGACAUGGAGAAGAUUUGGCACCACACCUUCUACAACGAGUUGCGUGUUGCGCCAGAGGAGCACCCAGUCCUGCUUACGGAGGCUCCUAUCAACCCAAAGUCGAAUCGUGAAAAGAUGACUCAGAUUGUUUUCGAGACCUUCAACGCACCAGCCUUCUACGUCUCAAUCCAGGCCGUGCUUUCCCUGUACGCUUCCGGUCGUACCACCGGUAUCGUGCUCGACUCCGGUGACGGCGUCACUCACGUCGUCCCCAUCUACGAAGGUUUUGCCUUGCCCCACGCCAUCUCGCGUGUCGACAUGGCCGGCCGUGACUUGACCGACUACCUGAUGAAGAUCUUGGCAGAGCGUGGCUACACCUUCUCCACCACUGCCGAGCGUGAAAUCGUUCGUGACAUCAAGGAGAAGCUCUGCUACGUCGCCCUCGACUUCGAGCAGGAAAUCCAGACGGCCAGCCAAAGCUCCAGCUUGGAGAAGUCAUACGAGCUUCCGGACGGCCAGGUGAUCACCAUCGGCAACGAGCGCUUCCGUGCUCCAGAGGCCCUCUUCCAGCCUUCCGUCCUUGGUCUCGAGUCUGGUGGUAUCCACGUCACCACCUUCAACUCCAUCAUGAAGUGUGAUGUCGAUGUCCGCAAGGAUCUGUACGGCAACAUUGUCAUGUCCGGUGGUACCACUAUGUACCCAGGUAUCUCCGACCGCAUGCAGAAGGAGAUCACAGCCCUCGCUCCAUCCUCGAUGAAGGUUAAGAUCAUUGCCCCACCAGAGCGCAAGUAUUCUGUGUGGAUCGGUGGUUCCAUCCUUGCUUCCCUGUCGACCUUCCAGCAGAUGUGGAUCUCUAAGCAGGAGUACGACGAGAGCGGUCCUUCCAUUGUCCACCGCAAGUGCUUCUAAGCGCUAUCCUUCUUGUGCUCCCGUCAAUUCACGCGCAACUUCUUUGUCAAAUGCAUGCAUGUUAUGUACUUGGUAAGGGCGCCAGCGCGGGGGUGGCGCGGUGUCUAGUUUAGUUUCAGAAAAAAAAACCUUCUAGAGAUCACGCAACUAAACCAAACCUUCACAUUUUUUCGAUAAACUACACAACAAACGAAUCCUUUUUUCCCACGACUACCACCAACCAGGGCCAAAGCGAUGCUAAAGGGGAUCAUUUCACGCGAUUUCAAAAAGCUAGGGUGGGUGUAUGUGUCUGUGUCGUAGGGUCGCACGUUGUCACAAAGUCCAUCGGGCGAUUACACGGUAGUGAGUGGCGAGGGGGUCCCUUGUCGAUCAAGAACGAAAGAAAGAAACUUAAAUUUUCUACAUCACACGGAUUUGCGAGGGUAGAAAUUUGCGUGUCUUGUAUGUAGCACCCGCCUUCCUCUGGUGGCGUGUAUGAGUUCCUUUCCUCCCCCGUUUUCAUUGUCCCCUCUGUGCUUGCUCAGACCUAAACUUGUCACUUGUGCCUCUUUACCAUCUGUUGUUCCGUUUCAUUUGCCUUCAACAGAUUAUGCAGCGACGUGUCCAUUUUGGAGGGCCAUUUCUGUCCUCAACCUCGACUUCCUAUGUAGGGUACUUUCAAUUGCUGGAUAUGUGCAUCCGGUUUCAUCUUCUCUACUAGCAUGUCCUCUGUGCUUGCUAAUAUACCACGCGUUUUUAUGCGCUUAAGUGGCC
Verruconis gallopava is the source of this 2305-nucleotide messenger RNA. Its product is annotated as actin, gamma. Bases 425 to 1552 code for a protein of 375 amino acids. The record is from RefSeq and is a predicted model, not a curated record. The transcript is spliced from 7 exons. NCBI's taxonomy places the organism in Eukaryota, Fungi, Ascomycota, Dothideomycetes, Venturiales, Sympoventuriaceae.